AUGGAGCCCUUGCAAAAAUCAGGCCAUGACGCGCAUUCCAAAAAUGCAGGUGCCUCUCGCCAGAGUCACAUCCUAGACUCCCGAAUCGAAAUUCAAGACAUGCAGGACCCAAUUGAACCCGGUUCUACAGACGUUGAUGAGCGGAUGACACGGGACUUCAAGGAUGCCAUCGAUCGUACCAAUAUCCUGGACGGUGAUCGGCUUCGCCACGCAAAGCCGCAGUCCUCAACCGCCUACAACGAGCCUUCUGAGAAUGAGAUUGAUAUUUCUUGGAGGCCUGAUCCAUCUGGUCAUCCUCAUAGGACUUUCUAG
This is a messenger RNA of Penicillium brevicompactum, 312 nucleotides long. RefSeq lists its product as uncharacterized. NCBI's taxonomy places the organism in Eukaryota, Fungi, Ascomycota, Eurotiomycetes, Eurotiales, Aspergillaceae. Bases 1 to 312 code for a protein of 103 amino acids. The record is from RefSeq and is a predicted model, not a curated record. The transcript has 2 exons.